ACAACGGCGAAAAGUGCUUGUUUUGGCUACAGGAAUGUAAUUUACAUGGUUUUGGGCAAAAUAUGGAUUUUUUGGAGCUGCACUUUUUAGAUUAUGUGGCAUUCUUGAAACGCGUCCUGAAGCUCAUGCAAACUGGUUAUGGAACAAUGCGUGAAGUUGAAAUUGAUAUGCAGUUCGCGAAAGAAAACGAAACAUAUCAGAUGCCUGAUCCAAAAGAAUACGACUCCGGCUCGGAAGUGGAAAAUGUCACUGUUGCACAUGUCCAAGAAGUUUUGGAACAUGCGUAUCCAAAUGGUUUAUCUGUUGCGGUUAUCGCCGAAUCACUGCGUUGUACAGAAUCUGAGGUGGGAGAAUUCCUGCGCGAGCUCGAAACAUCGGGUGUUGUAAAGAAACUGCAAAAUGAAUGGAUCCGUGUGGGAACCGUCGAUAAUCUUGAAACGUCACGGAUUCCAAUAAGUUUUGGCAUGCGUGAGCAUCCACCCACUGUUGCAAUCAUCACAUGCCUGUUUGUCGAGAAACAAAGCAUUGAUGCGAUCAUCGAUGACAGCAAAACCGUUCAUCGUUAUCGCUCAGGCGGUGAUUCCAAUAUCUAUACGCUCGGUCAUCAAUAUAUAAGUGAUAAUCGGUGUACUACAGGUGAUAGCCGCGAAGCAACAACUUCAGCUGGCUCAAUAACUACCCGUCUUCUUGGCAACUUCCAGCACGUAGAGCAUGUUUUUAUCGUUGGUGUUGGUGGUGGUGUUGCACAUUACACGGAUCCCGCACAGCAUGUACGUCUUGGUGAUGUUGUGGUCAGUACACCGGAUCCAAAUGCAUAUGUAUUUGCGCAUACUUACACGGUUGAUCGAUCAACAGAACAUGUGAACGGUUUUGUGGUCCGAAAAUGGAACCCCCAGGACAACAUCAUUGCAUUUAUUGCCAAAAAUAUGGAUGAUAAAUUGAUGGCCGAAUGGGAUGCAGUGACCAAUGCAACAAUUGAACGUUUAAAUGCUUCCAACAAUGACAUGAGUUUUUCAAGACCACCACCGCAAGCCGAUCGACUUGCUGUUCCUGUUGGUGAGUUUUUGAAAAAUCUACGCCAAUAUGAAUUUUUUCAUGUUUGGUGCACAUGUGGCAUUCGUAUUUUAGCAUUGCCCAUAUCUUCAUAUGUUUUUUUCAGUAUGUAUACAUUUACAUCGGAAUGCAUUUUUCGGUUUUUUUUUUGA
Gongylonema pulchrum is the source of this 1205-nucleotide messenger RNA. The record is from the annotation of a GenBank genome assembly. Lineage: Eukaryota; Metazoa; Nematoda; Chromadorea; Rhabditida; Gongylonematidae.